Salvelinus sp. IW2-2015 is the source of this 5172-nucleotide messenger RNA. Its product is annotated as two pore channel protein 1. The record is from RefSeq and is a predicted model, not a curated record. Gene Ontology annotation, cellular component: lysosomal membrane; endosome membrane. NCBI's taxonomy places the organism in Eukaryota, Metazoa, Chordata, Actinopteri, Salmoniformes, Salmonidae. Gene Ontology annotation, biological process: monoatomic ion transport; transmembrane transport. Gene Ontology annotation, molecular function: monoatomic ion channel activity; voltage-gated channel activity.
ACUGGUGUUUUUCCAGGAUAUCUGGAGCGGGAGGAGGGCUGACUACCCUGAGGCCUGGGAGGAGAAGAUUGUUCCACAUGCAGUAGAGAGCAGGACACAGCAAAAGGAGGCCUGCUCUAAAACACACAGCCUUGAGCAGACCGUCACUCAGGCUCCGGCUCACGACAGGACAUGAUCCAGCUGCUGGCUUUGUUCUUGUGAUUUAGCAUAGUUGGAGAAGCCACUGUGGAGGAAAGAGAGGAUUUCUGUAGUAUUUUCCUCUUAGCCCAGAGGACUCACCAGGACUGCCCUGUGUGUGUUUGUAUGGGCCUGUGGAACCACAGGCAGGCACGGGGCCUGACCUCAGUGCGUUGUUGACGGGAGCUCUGAAUGUUUUAUUGUUCUGAAAAACAAACGAGUGGCUGGGACUUUACACACAGACACAGUGCUAUUAGGACAACAGCAGAUACUAGGCCACUUCAUUAUCACCACGUAGCCAGAGGCCUGAGAGAACAGGAGCCUCACCAGGAUUAUUAUCACUCAACUGGAGUUUGAUCCCUACACAGCAGCAGACUGAGCUCAGAACACGCUACUGUCACAGUACCUGAAUAGGCUUCGGUGUGCAGGAUCCGACUGGCUGACAGCUGGCUGGCAUAAUAUCGAUGACUCCUGCCUACUUGGCACUCAGAUCCAGUGAUCACAGAUGUCUCCUCCUCUAUUUAGGAAUUACAGACAGACAUCUACUACACAUCAACUAAGGAUUUUACUGCUUGGUUUUAUGAGGAUUUUUUUUUAAAUACGUUUUUAGAUCUGUCUUUUUUUAGAGUCAAUGGUUAGCUGGUUGUAUAUUAUCUUUAGUAAGCAUGACUUAAAGUUGGAUUCAAAUAUGGGUUGGGUUGAUUUGAAGGUUUAUUUAUAUCGUUGUUUCAGAGACUGAAGUCAUAUUGUAAGUACUUAGGGUAAGUUUAAGACGGUAGUUUAGAUUUUCCUCAGCCUGCUAAGGCUCCAGACAGCCAAACCAGACAUCGCACGGAUCUAAUCAGGACCUUCUUCAUUCUCAGUCUGGUGUSUCUCACCAUCAGGAGGUGACACCACUUCCUGUCUAUAACUUGAAGGACACUCCUCAGUGGAACAUCAGUGAAGAGCGGCGUUGUCGGUUAUAAAAACUGAGCCAUGUGCACAGAGAGCAGAACUGAGUURAAAGGUGAAACUGCGCUGAGCGGAGAGAGGGAGGAGCCCAGAGAGGGAGAGAGGAAGGGAAAACGAGGUUAAGAGAAGCGAAAGAGGGUAAGAGAAGUUGUAACUCCAGAGAGUGUGACUGUGCAUUCUGGACUCCCCAGUCUCCCAGGCUGAGGUAGGCUGCUGACAGAGGCUGUGGGAUCCUACCCUAGCCCUUUGACUGAAGAGAGACACUCUGGAUGGUUCAUCUGUCCACCAGCUGUCAUCGGACGCUCCAGCAACGUUUGUUUUUCAUUUAAUGUUUUGUUUGUUCCUGGGACAGAGGACAUACCUGUCUCWAAGAACACAGGGUGAACCACCUGCUCUGCGUGUGUCUGGAACUCUGAGCUGUGGUGAAUCUCUGUCUGUGGAUCCCUGUGGGGGAUCUGUUUUUACAUUGUCUCUCUGACGUGUGUCCAUGUGCAGUGGAAUGUUAGCCCGUGCGUGUCCCUGGAGGCGCGAGGACGCUGGACCUGUGAACUGUGAAUGACACACACACUGCUUUAGUGGACCACGUCCCCACACCCAAACACACACUCAAACUCCUGGACCACUGGUAGCUAGCAGAGCCAUGGAGUGUUCGGCUGUGCAGACGGAGACUCCUGGUAUCCAUGACAACAGUGUAGAGUUGACCCUGGAGGAGAGUCCGGUCCUCAUCUCCUCAUUCUGCACCGAGCUACAGCUAGAUAGCGUGGAUGGAGGAGGGGGGUAUGACAUAGUGAAUAACCAGGUGAUACCAACACCGGGGCCACCACCAAACUACAGAUCACACAAUGCCUCACUUCAACAAAGCUGGGAGAUUAACUACCAGGAAGCAGCCAUCUAUCUACAGGAAGGAGAGAACAAUGAUAAGUUCUUCACACAUCCUCGGAAUCCAAAGGCGCUGGCAGCAUACUUGUUUGCUCACAACCACCUGUUCUACAUGAUGGAGCUGCUAACAGGACUCCUACUGAUGGUGCUCUCUCUCUCUGAGGCUCCCGCUGUACCAUCACUACGCCUGGAUGUUUAUGUCCAUGCCACUCUGGAGUUAUUGGCUCUGGUUAUGGUGGCGUUUGAACUCUGCAUGAAGCUGCGCUGGCUCGGCUUCCACACAUUUAUCAGACACAAGAGGACCAUGGUGAAGACGUGUGUGUUGCUGCUCCAGUUUGUGGAGGCCAUAGUGGUUCUGAUCCGGCAGACGUCACACUUGCGUGUGACCAGAGCUCUCAGACCCAUUUUCCUGGUGGACUGCAGAUACUGUGGUGCCGUGCGCAGAAACCUGCGUCAAAUUUUCCAGUCCCUUCCCCCUUUUAUAGAUAUCCUGCUGCUGCUGCUCUUCUUCAUGGUCAUCUUCGCCAUCCUGGGAUUCUGUCUGUUCUCACCUAACACUUCUGAUCCACACUUCAACACUCUGGAGAACAGCAUCGUUAGUCUUUUUGUGCUACUGACCACCGCAAACUUCCCAGACGUGAUGAUGCCAGCAUACUCUAGGAACCGCUGGUCCUGUGUCUUCUUCAUCGUCUACCUUUCCAUUGAACUCUAUUUCAUCAUGAACCUGCUUCUGGCAGUGGUGUUCGAUACGUUUAACGGUGUUGAGAAGAUGAAGUUUAAAUCUCUGAUGCUCCACAAACGCUCGGCUAUCGACCAUGCCUUCCAACUGCUGGUCAGCAGACAGAGGCCAAUGGGUGUGUCUCUGAAGCAGUUUGAUGGUCUAAUGCGUUUCUACAGACCCCGUAUGUCUGCCAGAGACCGCUUCCUCACAUACAAGGCCCUAAACACUGCAGGAGCACCCAUGCUCAGCCUAGAUGACUUCUAUAAAUUCUAUGAAGUAAUUGGCCUCAAAUGGAAGGCACGGCGGAGCGGGGAACACUGGUUUGAUGAUCUUCCACACACUACUUUUCUUAUCUUCAAAGGCAUCAACCUGCUGGUCAAGUCUAAAGCCUUCCAGUACACCAUGUAUGUGGUGGUGGCCGUCAACGGAGUGUGGAUCCUCGUAGAAACCUACAUGUUGAAUAGUGGAUUCUCCUCGUCCAGAAUAGUCCCCUGGAGCUACAUUGUCUUCCUCACCAUCUAUGGGGUGGAGGUGUUGUUGAAGGUAACGGGCAUGGGACCGUUGGCCUACUUCAGCUCCGGCUGGAACCUGUUUGACUUCUCUGUGACGGUGUUUGCCUUUCUGGGCUUGAUUGCCCUAGCCUUCGACAUGGAGCCCUUCUACUURAUUGUGGUGCUCAGACCACUGCAGCUACUCAGGUUGUUUAAGAUAAAGCAGAGGUAUCGUAACGUGUUGGACACCAUGUUUGAACUCUUCCCGAGGAUGGCAAGCUUGGGGCUGACAUUGAUCAUCUUCUACUACUCCUUUGCCAUUGUGGGGAUGGAGUUCUUCGCUGAUGUAGUUUACCCUAACUGCUGCAAUACCAGUACAGUAGCAGAUUCAUACAGGCAGAUCAAUGUAACCAUAGGCAACAGGACGGUGCUGGAUGAGGGCUACUACUAUCUCAACAACUUUGAUAACAUUCUCAGCAGCUUUGUGACUCUGUUUGAGCUGACUGUGGUAAACAACUGGUACAUCACCAUGGAAGGAGUGACCUCCAUGACAACUCACUGGAGCCGCCUCUACUUCAUGACCUUCUACAUUGUCACCAUGGUGGUGAUGACCAUCAUCGUUGCCUUCAUCCUGGAUGCGUUUGUGUUCCGUAUGAACUACAGCCGGAAGAACAAAGAACCACUGUUAGAUCCUGAGGACGAGAACGGUAUAGUGUUUGAGACAGAGGUGAGUCGUGACGAGGCGUUGGCUACUCUGGAGCUUUAUAAGCAGACGUGCCCUGGACUCUCCUCACUCAACUCUCUACAGGGAGUACUGGUGGCCAUGGACCGCAGCGGGAGCUCGUCUCUGGUGUACCUGGGUCGGCGGUCGCGGACCAAGAGUGACCUCAGCAUGAAGAUGUAUGAGGAAGAGAUCCAGGAGUGGUAUGCUGAGUACUCCAGAGAGAACCUACCCCAGUCAGACCGAAGCCUCGUAGAAAGAGAGCUGGAAAUCCCUCCUCCCUGCCCUGACCCUGACCCCCAACCCCAGCUCAACUCACAAGGACCACUUAGUAUUAACUAACACUCACUCACUGUUUCGCUCUCGCUCUCUCUCACACACACACAAACCUCUUUAACUUCAGUCAUCAUGUCACAGAGCACUCUGAACUUGAUGGUGAUUGUCUCCCACAAUGACAAGACAGAGAACCCCUCAAGUCUCUAUGUCUGUCUCCUUCCCUUCUUCCCCCUCCUCCCAUCCUGAGGAAGUGUACUCUUGCAUCUUGGUCAGACAGUUGUGAUGUGGACAGAUGUGAUGGUGUCACUGAACUAGAGCCUGGAUCCUGGACCUGUUGAGAUGCAGCAGGGAUUUCUGUUGAUAUGAAUCAUGUUCUCGAUCUGACUGGAUCUGUGUUCAAACAGGUUUAACAGCUUUAUCUAACCCCAACCCUGACAGGACCUUAGUCUGCUGAUGCAUUGACAGUCGAAGCAGAGCAUAGAUUUAGGUGUUAAAGGGCAGGGUUUUUAAGGGUCAGAGUUAGGCCCUCUAGCUGUGAGACAGAGCUAAUGUUCAAGGCCACUAUCGGAGUACGAGGAGCCACUAGGAUGGACUAGGAAUUUCACACUGCUCUUCUUCACUGCUCUGACCACAGAGAGGACACACGUCUGGACAGUGAAAGGACACAUACCUGUAGGUGAAUACCAGGCUGCCUGUAGAUACAUACAAACUCACAAGAUCCCGCCCCAUCUGACAGCACUAAGCAAAGCCCCCUCAACAGCCACUAUACCCACACCCCACAAACCCCCCCACCCAACACACACCUCAAACCCCUGCACAUGUCUAGUAACCUACAGCUAUCUCCUAGCCAGCGUUUGAACAAACCUAAGAGAAUACUUUACUUUUAUAACUUGUUAUUCUGUAAGUGUAUUAUAAUGUAUUUGGUGUAUUAAAUGAGGAAUCAUUUAAAUACAUUG